Messenger RNA from Dimorphilus gyrociliatus, 3727 nucleotides. NCBI's taxonomy places the organism in Eukaryota, Metazoa, Annelida, Polychaeta, Dinophilidae. The record is from the annotation of a GenBank genome assembly.
AGUUUUUAAUUCAAUCUGAUCAACAGUACUCACUUACUUUUCCUUCACUAAGAACUCUCCGCAUAAUAAAGAAAAAUGAAAUUCCUUAUUGCAUCUAUCGCUCUUUUAAGUGCCAUUGCUAUUCCGUAUACGUUAGCUGUAAAAUGCUAUUCAUGUACCAGUGUAACUGAUAGCAAAUGCGGAGAUAAGUUUAGUGGAGAGUCGACAUCAAAUACUUGUACUGCUCUUUCAACUGGUGGAUGCAGCAAAACUAAAGUGGGAAGUGUUGUCACAAGAAGUUGCUCUAUUACCCUCCCAAAUGAGAAAUGUUCAGAGGUUACUGUUGCUGGAGUAACAACAGCAACAUGCUAUUGUAAAGGAGAAAAAUGCAACUCAUCCUCAACAAUAAAACCACUUUUGGAAGUUUUUGGUUUAAUAUUUUCAGUGUUGUUUUUUUUGUAUUGAGAAAUUAAGCAAGGUUUCAGCCUUUAAAUUGAUAAUUCUCACUUUCAGUAAUAGUUUUGCAACCAUUAUCUAUCAAUUACCUACAUACUAAGUAAAGUUUGAAAAAGAAAUAAUAUUGUUUUAAGUGUGAAUUGCAUGUUUAAAAAAUUUCACUUUCAAAUUAAGAUGCUUUCGGUUUGUCUUUAAAAGUAAAUUUUGUUUUUAAAAUUACAUUUACUAGUUUCUUCUUAUACUUGCAUACACUUUCACGUAAAAGAUACCUAUAUUCAGGAAUAUAACAAUACUAAAAAUUAUAUGAUAAUCAACAUAUUCAAAAUGACACUUGAUUCAAUAAAAAAGUAUUUUAUUCAGACACUCCUUUAUUAUAAUAUACAUUAUACGAUUAAUUAGGUGGUAGCUGAACGAAGAAAAUAUCUAUUAACAUAUUUUAGUCAAUACUGAAAAUUAUUGACCGUUCAAAGUUCUUGAACCAGUUUCAGACCAUUAAUUAAAUUUUUGUCUGUUUCUAUGUGAAUUUUUUAUAUACGUUUUAGCUAUUUUGUUUUAUGAAAAUUAGGAUUCAUUUUAUAGUUUUAAAGUAGUUUCAUUUAGUAUUUUACUGUAUUAAACCAUAAAAUAAUUGUUUAAAGUUGAUACGGAAAUUAUAAAAGAGGUUUGGUCGAAAAUAAAAUCUUUCAAUUAUGAAAAGAGUUCAUAACAGUAGGAAUCAAUAGGAAAGAGAUAUAUGGAUUAACAAGCUUUAUACAAGCAAUGCUAAUAGAAUAACAUUUUAUCAGACAUUUUUGUCUACGACUAUCUCCAAAUACUGCAUAUAUAAUAAAACUUUCCCUUAAAAUAUAAAUGAUAUUAAUGAUAUUACUUUGUAUUUUGUUGAAAAAGGUAGAAGAUAGGGCUAUAUUGGAUGAUCGAUUAGUAAAGCUCAUUCAAAACGGAGUUACUUGAUUAUCAUAGUAAUAUAUUAAUGGCACAAUUAAUACUUUAUUAUAUGAAAAGAAACAAGUAUAUCAAAAGCAAAUUUUAUAUUGACAAAUCUGUCUUUAUGAGAUUCAUAGAGUAGGUGUUAUACAUAAUGAUGCUAUUUCCUUGUAAAACGAUUUUCUUUAUUGGCAGUAUAACACUGUUAUAAUACAAAAUAAAUUGUUAAUUUUAAUUCUGCAAGCAACUUUAAUGUUAAAAAGAAAAAGGAAAAAAUGAUAUGAAUAUAAUAAAUUUUAAUAGGAAGUUAGGAUGGAGAAGAAUUAUCACGGCUGCAAUUAAUGUUUUGUUAUUGUAUACAACUCUACUAUGGAGAUAAGAUUUUUUUUUAAAGAGAGCAGGAAUAUAUUGAUACCUUGAUUGAUUUAUAUGACAUAUUUAAAGCUUAAACUGAAUGACCUGCAAGUUUGCGGUGCAAUUAGAUAAUUAAAAAUAGAACCAUAGACUAUGUUUUAUAUUGAAAGAGUAACAGACUUUUACUUAUAUAAAGUAGUUUUAAAUUACAAUUAAAUAGUGCAAGAUUUCGUUUUGAGCUAUAGAUUAUAUUUCGUAAGAUCGUAUUCUUGUUUAUGAAUAGGAAAUAAUAUAAUUCUUUAAAAUUUCUCUUUCAGUUAUAACUGUAAUGAUGUUAAUAAUUGAUAUCGGAAUUAAAUAUGAAUUGCUUAUUGAUUUUAUCACUAAUAAUAGAACAGUUCGUUGGCUUUAACAACACAAUAUUCCUUCGUAAUCGAUUUUCAACUAGUUUCAGACUGCUUUUUCUUUAUUGAAAUGAAUAUUGAAAGGAUAAAAGAAUUUUGUCUGAGUAUUGGUUUAAAGUAAAGUAAUAUUAUAGAUUUAUAAGAUUGUGUAUAGAGAUCAAGUACAUUGGGGGGGUCUAUAAAAUUUAUUUCUACCUUAAAGCAAACUUAAUUAUUUAGGACACACUAUCUUUUACAUAAUUAUACAUUUAAUCUCUACAUAUCAUAUAUAUACAUAUACAGAAUAGAUUAUAAACGCGAAAAGCCAACUAUACAAUAUACUUGUUUUUCAUAUUUAAGGCGAUUAUCUAAUUUUAAGAAUUAAUCAUUUCCAAUUAUCUCGAUCGAAAAGUUUACAGGUACAAGGUGGCACUAGAGGUCGUGUCAACAACUUGUAUUAGUUAUGUAUUAAUUUUGUUCUCUUAAUCCUUUAAAAUACUUCUUUGAAAGAUUCUGUAACAUAUUAUCAUUAAUAUUAUAUAACCUAUCGGUUUUUUUCAGUUCUACGUAAGUCUAGAAAAACUAGAAAAAUCACGGAGAGAAUUGUAGAAAUAUAAAACAGUUUACAUUGUAUACAACACAACUAUUGUGAUUAAUAGAAAAAAAAUGCGUGGUCUGCGUAGGAUUUUCUAAGAAAUUAAUCCAUUUUCAAAUCAGUCAUUUAUUAUUGAAGCGAUAUAUGUAGCGUCUUUUAGACGUUAUCUGUUAUGUUUUUAACCCUUUUCAAAAUAGAAGAAUUUUUACAUUAUUGUGAAAUUGAUUAAUCUUGUCCUGUAAUUUUUUUUGAUAGAUAUUUUAAAUAUAUAUUUACUGGCAAUCCCCUUUCCCUUUAUCAUUAAGAAAAGAAACUUUGCUGAGUAAGCAAUGUUUGUUUUCUUGAAGAGACUAGGGUUUUGGUGUUUACUCUAGAUAACUGAACCUACACUGAUUUUAAAAAUAAAGCAGUGCUUUUUAUAGGUAAAAUAUAUAGAAUAUAAUUAAUAAGCACUUCUAUCUCCAGUAUAGUAUGUUUUCAUCAAUAAAUAAUCAUAAUGCAACAAAUAUGCAACUGCAAUAAGACUAAUAGCAAUAGUAAUAUUAAAAACUGGGAGUUACUUUUGCUAACCCGUUUAGAGCACUUCUUCUUGUCUAACGGUCAAAUUUCAUGUUUACUUUUUACUAAUAAGAAAAUGAGAUUAAUAAAUAACAUAUUAAAUAAGAAAAUUGACUAUCUCUGCUUAUUAAGACGGUAUACAAACUUCAAACAAAAAUUGUAAAAUAUUCCAUAGGCAGUACAACUUUUUCUUAUCUAAAAGCUAUCCUUCUAUCAGCAAACGAAUAAAACGGUUAAAAAGUUGAGUAAAGUUUCAAGUUCAAACUUUAGCCAUUUUUCUUUUUCUUCAUCAAAACAUAAAACUGUUUAACAUGCUGAACUUAAUUAGAAAAGACAACAAAUAUUUGAUUCUUAUUAUUAUUUCAUUCAAAACAUACGAUUUGAGGAGAAAAUUUUAUUCUUAUGCGUAGGAUUUGUAUUAAAAGAAAUGUUCCUUAAAAUAAUUUUGUGAAUAAAGAAAUAACUAUAGCCUAUAAAC